GGUAGUUAGCAUUCCAUCAUUAUGCUCUCAUGUACUCUUACUCUCUACUCCUUCGGGAAUGUCACUGCAUUAUUCUCACUGACUCCUGUCGUUCUAAUUCUGGACUAUAUAUAAUGUAUCCUCUUAAAUCCCACCUCCAGCACAGCCCACGCCACCAAAUGGCUUGCCUGCCGCCCGCCACCUCCUAUUCCACCCUCUUCCUCCCAUCCCGCGGCCGCCAUCUUCUCCGGCCUGAAGCCAGGUCCUUCCCUUCCCCGCACUUCUCCUCCUCCUCCAACCAAUUCAGUCUCGACAAACUCAACCUCUUCCCAGCUUCAAGAGUUUCAUCUUUCAAGCCCUUGCAUCUCACGUAUUCAUUUGCUUUAUCCGUUACCCGCCAUCAGACCCGUGUUCCGCCCGUUCCAACAUCGGCUGCCACUUCUCCUGUAGUUGACGUUGAGCCCUGGGAAGGUGCGCGGUUAAAACCUUUAAUGGCUUCCAUCGCAACGGGACUCAUCCUCUGGUUCCUCCCUAACCCUUCCGGGGUUCCCAGGAACGCGUGGCAGUUACUAUCCAUUUUCAUGGCCACCAUUGUGGGCAUCAUCACUCAGCCACUGCCCCUCGGCGCCGUGGCUGUCCUGGGCUUGGGUGCUUCUGUUCUCACCAAAACUUUAACAUACGCCGCCGCAUUCUCCGCCUUCGGCCACCAGAUCCCGUGGCUCGUGGCCCUCGCAUUCUUCUUUGCCAAAGGAUUUAUCAAGACGGGGCUGGGCACCCGAAUCGCCUACCACAUCGUGUCCCUAGCCGGUUCCUCCUCCUUAGGGUUAGGCUACAGCUUGGUGUUCAGCGAGGCAUUGCUAGCUCCCGCAAUACCCUCCGUUUCUGCCAGAGCGGGUGGUAUUAUUCUUCCCUUGGUAAAAUCCCUGUGCUCAGCUUGCGGUAGCAAUGUCGGUGAUGGAACCGAGUACCGACUGGGGUCGUGGUUAACGCUGACGUGCUUCCAAACGUCGGUGAUAUCGUCCGCCAUGUUCUUGACGGCGAUGGCCGCGAAUCCACUGUGCGCAACGCUGACUUUUAACGCGAUAAAGACGACGAUUGGAUGGACCGACUGGGCCAAAGCCGCGCUCGUACCUGGGGUGGUAUCUCUGAUUCUGGUGCCGUUGAUUCUAUACGCGAUCUAUCCACCACAGGUGAAGAGCAGUCCUGAUGCGCCCAGGCUUGCCAGAGACAAGCUCAGGCAGAUGGGGCCCCUGGCUCGCAAUGAAAAGAUUAUGGCUGCCGCUCUGCUUCUCACGGUACGAAACACGCUCAUUUUUCUUGCUCUUUAUAUUUUUAAACUGUGAACAGGGUGUCUCCUCUUAUUCUAUUAUCAGACA
Molecule: messenger RNA, 1355 nt
Organism: Prosopis cineraria
Lineage: Eukaryota; Viridiplantae; Streptophyta; Magnoliopsida; Fabales; Fabaceae
Product: dicarboxylate transporter 1, chloroplastic-like
Exons: 1
Coding region: 30-1322 (430 amino acids)
Biological process (GO): transmembrane transport
Cellular component (GO): membrane
Molecular function (GO): transmembrane transporter activity
Source: RefSeq, a predicted model, not a curated record